Molecule: messenger RNA, 3456 nt
Organism: Schistosoma mattheei
Lineage: Eukaryota; Metazoa; Platyhelminthes; Trematoda; Strigeidida; Schistosomatidae
Source: the annotation of a GenBank genome assembly
AUGCCACAAAUUGCAAUCGAUGGUGUAGAGAUUGAUUUUCCUUAUCAACCAUAUGAUUGCCAAAUUGAAUAUAUGACAAAAGUUCUGUUAUCAUUAAAUGAGGGUAAACAUGCCAUUUUGGAGUCACCUACUGGUACCGGUAAAACGUUAUGCCUGUUAUGCGCUUCAUUGGCAUGGCUUGAUAAACAAGCGAAUUCAGUACAAUCAAUAACAAAUGCUAAACAUCAAAAUACAAUGGGUAAACGGCCUACCAGUGAUAAUGUUGAUAAUACGUUAUCUCAUCAAAAUUUUCUUGCAAGUUUGGGUAAAGUGAAUAAUGGAUGUAAGAUUAUUUUUGCAUCAAGAACCCAUUCACAACUAGCACAGGCUAUUAAUGCAUUAAAAGGGACGGUUUAUUCAAGACAUAGCGUCAGUGUCGUCGGGUCAAGAGACCAAUUGUGUCUUCUUCCCGAUGUAACAUCGUUAGAGUCGAAUUCUGCCAAAAUUUAUGCGUGCCGUAUGAGAGUCCAAACGAGAACGUGUGAAUAUUUCAGGAAUUUUGACUCUAAACGUGAUGAUAUUUUAACCAAUUUAAAAUCUGAAGGUAUUGUCGAUAUUGAAGAUUUAUCUAAUUAUGGUCAAAAAAUAAAAUGUUGUCCUUAUUUCAUAUCGAGAGAACUUAAAACCGAUUCAUCUUUGAUUUUCAUGCCUUAUAAUUACGUGCUUGAUCCUCGAAUUCGAAGUCUUUAUAAUAUUAAUCUUGAAAAUACAACAGUUAUUUUCGAUGAAGCUCAUAAUAUUGAGCAAGUAUGCGAAGAUGCUUCAUCAGUGACAUUAAGUUCUGCUUUAUUAGCGUCAGCUAUUGAACAUGUUAAAUGUGUGUGCGAAGUUGUAUUUGAUCAUACUAAGGAGCAUCAAGAAAUAGAACUUUCAGACAGUAACUGCAACAUAAAUCAAAAUAGUGAACAAAAACUCUCAGUUAUAAUGAAUAGAAAAGGAUUGUUUGAUAUGACACAUCCUGAAGAAAAUGCAAUUGAAGCUUUGAGCAUUGAAAAAAUGAUUACAUUAAAAGGACAGUUGAUAGAAUUAGAAAGAUUAAUUGAUGAAUUAAAUGUCCCUCCUGAAGGUCUUACCAAAGAUGGCGCUUUCAUCUUUGAUCUUCUUAGUCGAGCUGGAAUCAAUCACUGGACCAAUAAUACCCUACAAACCGUAAUCGAUGAGAUUAUGUCAUUCACCAAUUCAACACAUAAUGUCAAAAUUCGCAAAACCAAAGGUUUACACGAAGUCAGUGAGUUUCUAAAAACUGUGUUCGGGUACCUCCCGGGUGAAGCAAAUGUAACUUUCAAUUUCAAGACACACUUUAAACUACAACAUAAUGAUUCAAUCUCCUGUUAUCGUUUACAUAUUAAAGAUGAUAUAUUAUCAGCUAACAAUUGUAAUAAGUAUGGUAAAAAUGCUUGGGAUAUGCAGCCUAACACUACUACUACUGUUGGUGCAGCUAAUCGUACAAUUAGUUAUUGGUGUUUCAGUCCUGGACGUGCUAUACAACAAUUGAUCCAACAAAAUGUACGUUGUAUCAUUUUAACUAGUGGUACACUCUAUCCAAUUGAACCAAUAGAAGCUGAAUUAAACUUGAAAUUUCCCAUAUCACUCCGUAAUCCUCAUGUUAUUAAUCCAGACCAAUUGAAUUUAUCAAUUAUACCACGUGGACCCGAUGGAGAGAAAUUAAAUGCCACCUAUUCUGUACGAGAAACAUCUGCUUAUCGAAAUUCAUUAGGUCUACUAUUAAUUCAAUUAGCUGAAGUCGUACCUGCUGGCCUAUUAAUAUUUUUUCCAUCAUAUGCGUUUAUGUCACAGUGUAUCGAAUUUUGGAAGAAUGGUGAUAUUUAUGAAAAAUUAUCAAAAUUUAAACAUAUUUUUAUUGAACCACGUGAAAAAAGUCAGUUCAACAAGAUAUUUAAUGAAUAUCGAAGAACUGCAUGUAUUGAAAAUUCAAUCGGCGCAAUUCUUUUCGCUGUAAUGCGUGGACGUGUAAGUGAAGGGCUAGAUUUAGCUGAUAAUGCUGAUGAACAAUUUGUUAAAUUGAAAUCUAAUUCAACAAAUGAUCAACAACAAAAAACUCUGAUUGAUAAAUAUCCAACUGGUCGUCAGUGGUAUAAUUUACAAGCAUGGCGUGCAAUCAAUCAAGCUGUUGGAAGAGUAAUUCGCCAUUACAAAGAUUAUGGUAUUAUAUAUUUAUGUGAUGAACGUUUUGCAUCAAAUAAUGCCCAAAUGAAUUUAGCUGGUUGGAUGCAAACAAAAUGCAAAAUAUACAAUAAGGUGGAAUUAGUUGUAAAAGAUACAUAUGAAUUCUUUUGUAAUAUGCGCAAUAAAUAUCCAUCCAUCGAUCGACCUGUUGAUACUACUUCAAUUGUAAAUAAUAUGUUAACUGAGAAAAGUUCACUGCGAUCAGUAAAUCGAACACAAGCAUCUUUAGAAAGAUCUAACUUGAUAUCAAAUCUCCCUUCAGCUUUUGAACUGAAUAUAUUCAGUCCAAAUGUGAAUGAUUCAGUUACUCUCAUAACAAGUUAUCAUUCGAAUCACUCACCGUGUUCAUCAAAACUUCAUGAAUGUAAUGUUGAUUAUAAAAUAGAUUCGAUCUCGUCAUCAGCAUCCAUAUUUGAUACGGUGUACAUUGAAUCAGAGAAUAUAGACCAGAAUAAAUAUAUAUCAGAUUCUAAAUCAUACUCUGGUGAUCUACUAGAACAGAAGUUAUUACAACGAAAACCAUGUAAACGAAUAAAACUUUUGGAACAGAAAAAUAAUUCUAUAGAAUUAUCAGAAAAUGUUUCAUCUACAACUAUUUUAAAUAAUGAUAAUUCUUUAUCAUCUAAAUAUAUGACCUUGUUAAAAUCUGUUCUUAAAUCGAAUGGAACCAAUGAAUCUGUUUAUGCAAGUCGUCUUAAUGAUUUUAAACAAGUUAUGAAAGAAUAUAGACAAGCUAUAACACUAAAUCAAAAUACAUUAACCAAUCAGUCUAAUCAACUGGUAGAAGUAUUAUUCACUCAAUUAUCUAGAAUAUUUAUACCAUUAGAAGCACCUGGACUUUUACAAGAUGCCAUUUGUUUUAUCUUACCGGAGCAUCGUAAACGUUAUGCUGAGUUGUGUCAUAAUUUGACGGGGUUACCAAUUAUUCAAUCAAAUUCAUUAAAUAAGUCUGUAGAUACUUCAAAUCAAGUGUCUCGCAGCCUAGCAAUUAAUUCAAAUCAACCAGUAAAACUAGAUAAUAUACCUGAAGUCUCAAUGAAAUGUUGCAAAUGCUCAGCUGAUCCGGCACAAGUUCCAGUGAUAUCAUGCUGUAAGCACAUAGCUUGUUUUAAAUGUUGGCGACAUAUCAUCGACAAAGGUGAUCAUCAAUGUCCUGUAUGUAGAAAAUUACUGAGACGACGUGACUUAUCACGUUUGAUACAAAAGAAGGAUACGGAACAAAAUCUUUAA